AUGGUGGACCAUGCUAGUAACCCAAUAUCUACCUUUCUUGAAAAGGUAGUAAAACAAGAAGGAGGUUCUCAGCAUCAGAAGAAAAUCAAAAAGUUGGAGAAUCUACAAGAAAGUUCAAAAGAUGAGGCUGAAAUUCCAGACUUUCUAAUGGCAGAACAAACUGUAAAAGAAGAAGAUAUAGAGAGUGAUGGAGGAAACAUAUCUGAAGAUAGACAAGAGCCUCGAGGAGCACAACCUCCCCCAGAUGGGAGUCCAAGAACCUAUACUGAAUCCCAUCCUGGUUUCUCUUUUGAUAAUAUUUCACCGGCGAAAUAG
This is a messenger RNA of Arabis nemorensis, 315 nucleotides long. NCBI's taxonomy places the organism in Eukaryota, Viridiplantae, Streptophyta, Magnoliopsida, Brassicales, Brassicaceae. The record is from the annotation of a GenBank genome assembly.